AUUAUUAUUUACCCGUGUGAGGAAUGCGAUCGGCGCCUCGGCAGUUGAUUACAUGCGUCUGAUUGUGCUGCCGGAGUUUCUCCUUUUUACUUUCUUUUUGGGAAACAAACCUUCCGGAAAUAAGCUGACGCCUUGAUGUACGAAGGGCUAAGCUGCUUAGUUACUGGCAAUGGCUGUAGCAUCGGAGUCCAUCUGCAUGACGUCUGCAGACCUUAUCAAAAAGGCUCCCUUGGACUUUGGUUGCUUUGGACAGGUUUACCUGUGCUACCACAAGACGCACGGCCAGGUGGUCCAGAAGACCGUCUACACGGGAUACCCACCGAACGAUAAGUACAAAAAGUCUCUGAUGGAAGAGGGUCGUAUCUUGCACAAACUGAACCAUAAGCGGAUCGUCAAGCUUCUGGGCCUGAUCAUGGAGGACGGGGCCUAUUCAUUGGUCAUGGAGUUCAUCUCUAGAGGCAACCUGCUGGCUAUGCUGGACAGGGUUGACGUACCAGUCUCCAUAAAGGGGAGGAUCAUUCUGGACAUCCUUGAUGGAAUGGUGUACUUAUCACAGAAUGACAUCAUUCACAAAGACCUGAAACCAGACAAUAUACUGGUAGAUGAGGAUUUCCAUAUCAAGAUUGCGGAUCUGGGCCUCGCCACGUGCCAGAGCUGGAGCAAGCUGACCAAGGAGGAGUCGCGCAAUAAGAGCCGCUUGGGCCAGCGGACUUGUGGCACCACGGCGGGGACUCUCAGCUACAUGGCCCCCGAGCAUCUGAUGAGCAUCCAUGCCCGCUCCUCUGAGAAGUCCGACGUCUACAGCUUUGCCAUUGUUGUUUGGGUGGUGCUUACCAGAAAACAGCCUUAUGAGAAUGCCCUAAACGAAGACCAGGUAUGUGCGUGCGUCCGUUUGGGGAACCGCCCCGACGAGAAUCUCAUUCCACAAUCCACUCCGGCUGAGAUGGUGACGCUGAUGAAGAACUGCUGGCAGCAGAACCCGGAGCAGCGUCCAACGUUUACAGAAAGCUAUGAGUCAUUUCAAAAAUUUUACAAGAAUGGCUUAGAGAAAAACGUGGAAAAAGAUAUACCACAGCUUAUGGCAAAGUAUAAAGGUCCAGAGGAUUUCCUGGAGAAGAUGAAAUCCCUGUCUCUGGACUCUUUUAAUCUGCAGGGAGACUGUCCCACCUCCCUGAAGAGCUCCGACAUGCCCGUGGAGGCCAGCAUCGAGGACCUUCACGCCAUCGCCAACGCUGAGCAGCUCUACCAGGGCGAUGCCAUGCCCGUUAGCAACCUGGAGGUUAAGCUGGAACAGGAGUUUAACUACCACAAGCACGGCAGCUAUAACUACCCCGACCGGCCCGACGCAGGACCUCCUCGGCCGUCUGUUGAGAUUGGCAGGGAGGACCGGAGGGAGGUUCCGUGGCGAGCACGGCCCCCACUGCAUGUGUCCACUGUGCAGUCAUGGACCAAGAAUGACCCACAUUCUGGGGGAACCGUGGAGAACUUCUCCUCAUUCAGCAAUCAGUCAACACCCAGUCCCAGUGUGGUGGCCCCUCCCAUGGGCUCCCCUGACUGGAGCCCUCUGUACCAGUAUGCACCACAGCAUGAGCAGGCCCAGCUCCAUUCGAUACCAAUCCCAGAAUCUGAAAGUCCAGACUCGUCCACGGGAUACAAAUCAGUGUUCCUAAGUAAUGCGAAGGGGGUCCAAAUUGGUGACAACAACCGUCUUUUUAUUGGAUGUCAAGACUUCAGUCUGCCCAGCCUUCCGUCCAAUGGAAGCAAUUCCAUGUAUCAGGAGCUUCUCCUGAAGUUUGAGGACCGCCCUGUGACGGAGGAGCAUCUAGAAAUGCUGCGGCAGAACAUCGGGAUCAACUGGAGGCAGUGCGUCCGGCGGCUCGGCCUCACCGACGUGGAGGUGGAGACCAUCGAGCAUGACUAUGUCCGCGAAGGGCUGAACGAGAUGGUUUACCAGGCUCUGGGGCGCUGGAAGAUGAAAGAGGGCUAUGUGGGAUGUACAAUGGGCAAGCUAUGCCGGGCUCUCCAGGGUGUGGUCAAAGCAGAACUUCUUCACAAACUUCUGGAGAUCUGCCGGUCUCCCCAGUCUCCUUAAUCCCAGCAACUCUUUCCUCAAGGCUCAGUUCUCUUGGAUCCUGGAUUGGAUCAUAUGCUGUCUGCUGAGAAAACACAACCAUAAGUGUACUGUUGCUCUAUUUUGGCUCUGUUGCUCUAAUGCUGCUGUACUUGCUAUGUCCUAUGGGUUGAAUUCCCAUAGGGUUCAAAUCCUGAGCCACGCCCCCAAGCUUGGCCACACCCACUUACAUUCCUGGAAGCCAUCUGUGGUGUGCUGUUGUAAUAUAUGUGUUUUGCUAAUUUGGAAGGUUAAAAUGCCAUAAUAAAUGUUUAGAACUGAAUACGACCGGGUCAGCGUGUGUUUGUGUGAGAGAGAGGGUUUCACGGUGGACUGUGCCGCAUGCUCAUGUUUAUAACAGUUACCUUCAAUCAUCAGACUCCAGGACCUUAAGAAAUAUGCUAUGAUAUGGUCACGUUUUUUCUGUUCGUUUGUAGCAUUAUUGUAAAGACUAAAGACUAUUAUUACAAUUAUUAUUUUAGCCAAACCCAGGAAAAGCCCAGCAAUUUCAGUAAUAAUGUUUUUUAAUUAUAUAAAUAAUAUUCUCUCUUGAAUGGUUUGCAAAUCAGCUUACUAGAUUUUGAUAUACGGCUACAGGAGAACAAAAAAGUAGCUUUUUGGUAUUCAAAAAUGUACUAGAUAAAUUUAUUCAAACCAUAAAACUUUUCUUGUGAGAAUGUAACUACUCUUUUUGUACCUUCAUUUUUAAAAAAUCUUCUUUAGUCAUUAGUCGUUUUCAAUCACGCCAUUAAUUGUUAAAUAUAGAUUCAGUUGUGUUAAUCAUUCUGCACGAUUCCGUUUCUGACGCAGGUGGACAUUUCGGAAUAUAGGUUAUAAUGGAAUGGUAUACGUAAUACACAGUUCAGAAGAACAGCUGUCAGUGUGAGAUCAAAACAUACGUUUACAAGCCCUUGCAAUUAUCUGUAUUUUCCUUUUGUAAAGUUGAAAUUAUCACCAAAUUUGCAGAAUAAAUAUAUGUUUCUAAACCUUG
Molecule: messenger RNA, 3101 nt
Organism: Paramormyrops kingsleyae
Lineage: Eukaryota; Metazoa; Chordata; Actinopteri; Osteoglossiformes; Mormyridae
Gene: ripk1l
Product: receptor (TNFRSF)-interacting serine-threonine kinase 1, like
Biological process (GO): protein phosphorylation; signal transduction
Molecular function (GO): ATP binding; JUN kinase kinase kinase activity; protein binding
Source: RefSeq, a predicted model, not a curated record